Mycena citricolor is the source of this 3194-nucleotide messenger RNA. NCBI's taxonomy places the organism in Eukaryota, Fungi, Basidiomycota, Agaricomycetes, Agaricales, Mycenaceae. The record is from the annotation of a GenBank genome assembly.
GUAAUCGCUACCUUUCUGCUAAUUUCGGUCAUUGCUGUACGCUGCCCGGCACGAUCCCGAGCCACUGCACCUCUCCAGUCGAGGAUGGACGAGCUGCACGCGGCCAGCGAUGAACUGUUUUACAAGACAUUCCCUGCAGCCCGACCCACUCUGCAAUCCGCUCGAGUCGAGGCCGAACACGCGCGGAUGUUUGCCCCACACAGGAUGACCACGAGCAGUCUGGCUGUCUCCUCCACGUGCCCAGCGCCUAUCGCCACCUCGCCAUCGUCACCCUACUCAGCUGGCGAUGUACCUACUCAGUACGCCCGUCAGGACCCACGGUUCGCUCACGGGUUCCUCUCACCGGCGAAUCCCGAGAAUCCGAUGUUUUGGGGAGCCCAGCCCUCCGAAUCGACGUCGCCUCGAGCCGCGCCCACAUUAUCCAUCCUUUCGCCGACCCAGGCACCGCCCGCUUCACAUCAACUGCUGCCUCGCUUGGCCUUGGGCAACGCAGUGUAUCCUAGUCCCAAUGCGGACUAUCCGGUAUCGACUACUUCCUCGUUUGCGAGCCCCGGCCCCGCGUUCGGCUCGCCUACGAAUCAUCUCGCUAGCCCUAAUGGCGUGUAUCCUUCGCCCAGUAGCGCGGAAGGCACGAGUCCGCCCCCGCUUUUCGCCACCAGUCCGUUCGAGAUAAUCUAUUCCGACCCGACGGUGUUUGGAGGUAAACCGUUGGGUGCGUUCGUCGCAGAGCGUGGGGGCAGCUUAAACUAUCCUUACAAAGCGCCUCAAAUACUUGCCUCAGCUCCGAUAGCUGAGGUGGACAUGUACCCCGGAAUCGACGUGCCGCCUCCGAUGGUCUUCUCGCACCCUUCGUCGUCACUCAUUGCCUCUGCUUUGGGCAUGCCGAGGCACCAGCCCCGCUCGCUCCAUCCGUCGUCUCUUCUCCCCUCGACGUCCGUUCGCUCCCGCACGGAUCCGUUAUCUGUCGCUUCUUCAUCGUCGCCGUCGUCUCCGCCCGACCUCUCGUCCUCGGCGAAACGCAAGGCCCGUGAGCGUCAACCUCGCCGACCACCACCGGAGAAACGUCGCAAUGGGCACUACCCGGCCAGCCCACCGCGCUCAGUCAUGCUCGCGCUCGCCGAGGAGGAGGGCGACGGUGCUCCCGGCGAGGAGCCCAUGCCCGGGUCGAGCAAGCAACGGCGCUCUCCAUCUUCUCCGCGGCGCAAGGACUCGACGAUGGCAGUAGCCUCGGCAGCGGCCGCGGCCGCAGCCACUGGCGUGGAGAUCACCUCGGUCAAGGAACUCCAGAAGAAACCCCCCUUGGCCUGUUUGUUCUGCCGAGGACGAAAGAUUGCGUGUGGGCCUUCGAUGCCUGUUCCUGGCAAGCCGGACAAGUUUGCGUGCAACCAGUGCCAGCGACGAGCGCUGGAAUGCACAUACCCUUCGGAAAGCCGCCGGGGCAUGCGGAAGAAGAAGACCGACACGGAGGCCGAAGCUUCUGGCGAGCAAGAGGGAAGCAAGGACUCGCCGCCGGACAGCAAAGAGUCGUCGGCAUCCACGUCUUCAGCCGUCUCCGUGACGGACAUAGACGUCUGCAUCUCCGUGCCGAUCGGCGCGGACAGCGAUGAUACCGUGGCGGCACCGGGUGUGCUGGACGGCACUGACUGUGUCGCUGAGGACGGCGCAGCAGCAGCAGCGGAAGGAUUCCAUGACGUGGGGGGACUGGGGCUAGGAUACGAAUUUGGCCUCGCGAUGGGGGAUGUGGCGGCACAUCCGUUUGACGUCGGGACUGAUGGCGAUGACUUUGCUGCCUCGCUCGCUGCGACUAUCGGCUCGUCGAUGGAUACUUCCGCUUUCGAGAUCAUGCAUGCGUCCACAAUCAAAGCAGUCAAUGUGGUGCCCCCGACGGUCAAGCACCAUCGCACGAAGGAUCCGCGGCUGAAUCGAGCGCUGCCACUGGCGGCACUGGAGUCUUGAAACGUCGCGAGGUGGAAGUGGGGUGCCUGUUGUUGUCUGCUCUGUUUCUUUCUGGUUGCUGCUCUGCUCCUGCUCUCGAUUUCCAUUCGCUCUGCUGCUCUUGGGGGUACAUUUAGGCCUGGAUGAUGGCGUACAUUCUUAUUACAAGGAUCGUGGUAUCCGAACGAUAUACCAAGUCAUUUGGAUAUGCCACUAGUUAUAGCACUCGCGUACAGUCAGUAAUAUAUGUACUGUGCAGUCAAUCGAGUCUUCGAGUGCUCGUCACUAUGUGCUGCAUUACGAUGACCUGCUGACACACAUGGAUCCCACGUCGCUAUAGACCUGAAUGCGAAGUCACCCUCAAUGUACGUCCUCGGGCAGGCCCUGAAAGCAGUGCGCGUCCAGUCCUAAACUCCGACGGACCUCGAGUCACCAGACGCCGGGUACACCACGCACAUGGCAGAUAUUUAUUCACCAUAGAUGGAGGGAGCACAUGCAGAACGCAAAGUAGUCGUCUCAGAAGAACGACCUGAGCCCCAAGGAGAUUCGAGGAGCCGGAAUCGCACCUCGGGCCGGCUGGACACUGACAUCCCUGCUGCUCAAGUGUCAGACUCUGCUCCAUCCGAGAAGCGUCACACACACACCUCCGUGAUAAUGAAGUAUAGCGCAAGAACGGUCGACCGCCGCCAGCGCAGGCGAGGGCGUGGGAUCGUUUCCGGGGAUUCAAUCCCGUUGGCUGACGGGUGACAGAGCACACACGGCACCCCACGGGCGCCCCAGUCCAAGUCCACAAACGCAUCGUCGUCGAGACAUCAGAUCACAGCUAGGGAUGCGGCCGCCGGACAAUCAGUGACGUGACUAUGUGACACGCGCGGGACUGUGCGGCGUGCCCGUCUCUUUCGCUUGUGCAUCACACGCCCACGCGCUCAAACUUGCCAGGAUCAGAGACAUGACGACAUCCGCCGCUGCGUCCAGGGCGAAGAACGAGGCUUCUGGGAAGGCGAAGCGGGCGUGCGAUACGUCCCCACCGUGCGGCGUUCUGGAAGCGGGGGAGGCAGAAUCAGGCGCUGAUGUGAUUGGGACGGAAUUGCGAUCGCGCGUGCUCGAGAGAGCCCGUCGCACGAGGAAGAGCGCUGUCCUCACGGUUAAAUCGGCAGUGUGUGACAGGGGAAGUGGUAUGGAAGACACGAGAAUAAUGCUCGUGGUGUACUUUCGCGUCGGCACCAAUGAUUCAGUGACCCAGGGAUGAAUCAUUUUCA